GCAGCGAUGAGCACGUCUGCAGGCUGCUGCCAGGGCUGUCUGCAUUAUGUGUUUGAUUAUGAAACAACAAAAACACUGGUUAUUCCAAGCAUACGGUUAGGAUGUGCAUUCAGGUUCACGCAGCUGCUGGUGGUGCUGUAUGUGGUGGGGUAUGUGUGUGUGGUGCAGAAGGCCUACCAGGAGACGGACUCCGUCAUCAGCAGUGUCACCACCAAAGUGAAAGGUUUUGCCUUAACCAAUGCAUCUGACAUGGACCCCCGAUUUUGGGACGUGGCUGACUACAUUAUCCCUCCUAAGGGUGACCAUUCCUUCUUUGUGAUGACAAAUAUGGUUGUCACCCCAGAACAAACGCAGACACGUUGUCCUGAGCUUCCAAGUCCAUCAACGAUUUGCGCGGAUGACUGUGACUGUACCGAGGGACACAGCGAUCCUCGGGGCAAUGGUAUACAAUCAGGACUCUGUGUCAACUAUUCCUCAACUGUCCAGACCUGCCAAGUGUUCUCAUGGUGCCCUCUUGAAAUAGAUACUGAGCUGCCCCAACAUGCACUUCUGGCUGCAGCAGAGAACUUUACCGUGUUAAUCAAAAACAGCGUAACAUACCCGAAGUUCAACUUUCACAGAAGAAACAUACUGCCACAUAUUAACUCCUCGUACCUGAAGAGGUGUCAGUUCAGCCGUGCGACAGACCCUGACUGCCCCAUAUUCCGCCUCAAAGACAUUGUUUCUGAGGCUGGAGAGGAAUUUCAAGACAUGGCUGUGAAGGGUGGCAUCCUUGGCAUUAUUAUUGACUGGAGCUGUGACCUGGACUGGUGGGCAGGGAAGUGUUACCCCAAGUACAGCUUCCACAGGCUGGACAACAAAAACCCUGUCAAUAAUGUGGCCCCUGGAUACAACUUCAGGUUCGCCAAAUAUUACAAAGCUCCAGAUGGAGAGGAAACCAGGACCUUAAUCAAAGCAUACGGGAUCCGGUUUGACGUCAUUGUAUUUGGAACAGCUGGGAAGUUUAGUAUUGUACCAACUAUAGUGAACUUGGGUGCAGCAUUGUCAUUCCUCAGUUUGGUUCCCGUAGUUUCUGACUGGAUCAUGUUGACAUGCACGAAGAAAAAAGAUCUUUACGGCAAACUUAAAGCCACAUAUCUGAGUGAGGAUGCUGAGGCUGAAGCAAUGUCAAUGGGCACCUCCUAUGGAACUCAGUAACAUGGUCACAAUGACAUUUCUACAGCAUGAUCUGAACCUGCUCUAAAAAAUUGUCCUCAGCAUAAUUUGAAUUCUUCAAUAAAAUGGGUUAAAUGUAAAA
Messenger RNA from Seriola dumerili (greater amberjack), 1297 nucleotides. Its product is annotated as P2X purinoceptor 4-like. Gene Ontology annotation, biological process: monoatomic cation transmembrane transport; response to ATP. The record is from RefSeq and is a predicted model, not a curated record. Gene Ontology annotation, cellular component: plasma membrane; nuclear inner membrane. Bases 7 to 1197 code for a protein of 396 amino acids. Gene Ontology annotation, molecular function: purinergic nucleotide receptor activity; extracellularly ATP-gated monoatomic cation channel activity; ATP binding. Lineage: Eukaryota; Metazoa; Chordata; Actinopteri; Carangiformes; Carangidae. The transcript has 12 exons.